AUGAUCAAGAUAAUCAGAAUGAGAUGCAAAAAGCUCGGCAAGAGGCAUUUACAACACAAGUGUUUGCUGCACGGUACACAGAUUCUGUUUCCCACAUGUUACAGAUUGAAAGCGCAACAAAUCACACGGAGAGGGCCAGCUCCUCAGCCACAGGAACUGGAAAUAUCAGGCUACGAAUCUGACGAGGCCAACGACAGGAUGACCGUGAGUGCUCUGGGCAGCGCGGAGGGCAGGCAGAGGUCGGUCAGCCACUGGGUCAGAUCCGCUCAGGCAAUGCUGCAGACGCCUACGAAAGCUGCAGAAAAGCCAUCCAAGACCCCCGAAGACUCCGCCAAGAAGAGGAGGAAGUUUCAAAGCGGGGGUUUGGCCGAGAGACUUCACAGGCUCCAGUGCAGACAGAAGUCGGCCAUAAGUUUCUGGAGGCACAAGUCUGUUUCUGAUAACGCCACAACAGUGGACCGGCCUGGGGUGCUGGUCCUGGAGAUCACGGAGGUCCACGAGGAGUGCAGCAUGCGACUGGUGCGAUGUAAGCGCUACAGCCCCCCCACAGAGGCCCCCCAUCACCGCCAGGAUCAGCCCCCCACUGAAGCCGAAGAGAGGGCCCCAUUACUAGUGUUAUUCAAUAAGGAAACCGCGGCUCAGCUCAACCCACUGCCUAAAGAUGUCAUCCACAUAUACCCGCCAUGGUGA
Molecule: messenger RNA, 690 nt
Organism: Knipowitschia caucasica
Lineage: Eukaryota; Metazoa; Chordata; Actinopteri; Gobiiformes; Gobiidae
Source: the annotation of a GenBank genome assembly